Molecule: messenger RNA, 2004 nt
Organism: Aspergillus terreus NIH2624
Lineage: Eukaryota; Fungi; Ascomycota; Eurotiomycetes; Eurotiales; Aspergillaceae
Exons: 2
Coding region: 1-2004 (667 amino acids)
Biological process (GO): nucleotide-excision repair; base-excision repair, AP site formation
Cellular component (GO): nucleus
Molecular function (GO): DNA-(apurinic or apyrimidinic site) endonuclease activity; oxidized pyrimidine nucleobase lesion DNA N-glycosylase activity
Source: RefSeq, a predicted model, not a curated record
AUGGCGUUUCUGUGUAUGAGUGCGGCGUGGGGCAAGCACGAAGGCAUUGGGGUUGAUGUCCAUGUUCACCGGAUCACGAAUCUCUGGGGCUGGCAUAAGACGAAGAACCCAGAGGAGACGCGCAUGGCGCUGGAGUCGUGGCUCCCCAAGGAUAAAUGGCAUGAAAUCAACAAGCUCCUGGUGGGAUUGGGCCAGACGGUGUGUUUGCCCGUGGGACGACGAUGUGGCGAGUGCGAUUUGGCCGGGACCAAGCUGUGCAAGAGCGAGAUCCGGGGUCUGGCGAAGAAGACGGCGAAGACGAGCAAGAAGGAAGAGGCAGAAGAGGAAAAUACCAGGAUGGAAGACCUCAUGCUCGACGACGCGGCCUUUGCGGCCUUCCUCGAUUGGGACAUGGCCAUUGUCGACCCUGACAAUCCACUGGAGGACCCUGACUAUAUCCCUGGCCCUUCAGCCAUGUGCAUUCAUGACAACGAGAGCAUUUCCGAUGUGGAUAUGGGAGAUUAUGCGGAACUCGUGGAGACGGAGAUCCGUGGUGCGCCCAGGGUCACCUUCCUCGACCUCCCCGAGGACAUCAAGAUCAAGAUUCUCGAGUACGCAGGUCUCCUCCAACCAGACCUCAUCGAUGUCUCCUUCGAGAACGUCAGAUUCAACCAAGGCCUGGUCAGCUACCGCCGACCCCCUCCAACUCGCAUGGCGAAAGGCCAGUUUCAUACGUACCUUCUUCCUCCCCGCCACGUGUGCCAGAAUUUAGAUCCUCUGCCUGUUGGAGUGUUCCUGGCUUCCAAGGCUGCUCGCGAGGAACUUGGCCGUCUGUUCUUCAGUCGGAAUCAAUUCAGUGUGUUACUCCACCACAAGUCAAACUACAAGAUCUUCUGCAACUCGUUCGGCUGGGGGCUCGAGCACUUGCGGUAUCUCUAUGUCGACCUGGGCCCGCGCGAACAUCGUUCUUUGAGGAUGGGCCCGGGUGUUCAUCGUACCGUCAUGCGACUGUGGGCCGACUUCUGCAAGAAGGCCGCGGAGAACAUGCCAAACCUUGUGGACUUUAGCCUCAAGUGCAGAGUCAAGGACCUCGAGGUCGCAACCAAGUUGAUCUCCGCUAUGGAUCCAUUCCCUCCUCUGGUCCGCUGCGCCAUUUGGCUCAACCACCAGCAGGAUGAUGACAUCUACCCUGUGGUCAGGCGAGCUGUUUGGCGACUGACCGACAACCUGGACAAGCCUUCCUUCCCUUUCUCCCGCCUUCCAAAGGAAGUCCAGCUCAUAAUCCUCGAGAAUCUCCUGGGAAAUAGUCACGAUCCGUAUAUUCAACCCCGCAAGGAUCUGAAAAACACUCAUGGGGUCGUGACCUUCCAGGAUCGCCGGCGUCAUAGAACCAGCAAUUUGUGUCUGACAUGCUGCGGGACCUGCUCCCCGAUGCGUGCCAUGUGUUUCUGUUCCACACGCCAAACCGCCUACUCCACCACCUGUUCCUGCUUUACCUCUCCGGUGAACUACUUCCUGGUCAGUCGUGGAUUCUACGAAGACGCUCGCCGAGUGUUCUUCUCACAGAACACUUUCGCUUUUGUGGACGGGAAUCCCGACAGCAUGAUGCGCAUUCUCCACUACAUUCCCACCGCCUCCUUCGCCUACAUGGGCCAUCUCACCUUCAAAUUCCCCUUUGCUUGGUGCGCGCGGUACACCAGGCCCGACGACGAAGUGCUGGUCUCGUGGGCUAUCCUCCGCCGCUUUAUCCGCGAACACUUUGACAUCUCGCGUCUUUCCGUCACCAUUGUGGACCUGAGCCAGAAGAACCCGUAUUCCACCGCAUCCCACCGGCUCAUGCGGACGCUGGUCAAGUCGUUCAGCGACCUACGCGGCCUGCGCGAUUUCCGCGUCUACCUCGCCAGCGACAGGGCUUUUGAAAAGGAGGCCGAAUCUGCCGUCAUGGGGCCCUGCGCCGACCGGUCCAUCAUCCGCAGUCUGCCAUUUAUCGGCGAGAAGCCGUCGCCUUCAUCUUCUACUAACUAG